Molecule: messenger RNA, 2568 nt
Organism: Malassezia restricta
Lineage: Eukaryota; Fungi; Basidiomycota; Malasseziomycetes; Malasseziales; Malasseziaceae
Product: dolichyl-phosphate-mannose-protein mannosyltransferase
Exons: 1
Coding region: 1-2568 (855 amino acids)
Biological process (GO): protein O-linked glycosylation via mannose
Cellular component (GO): membrane; endoplasmic reticulum
Molecular function (GO): dolichyl-phosphate-mannose-protein mannosyltransferase activity
Source: RefSeq, a predicted model, not a curated record
AUGUCCACUGGCGACUCAAAUUAUUUAUUAGGACGCAGUGAUUCUCUUAAUUUAGUCGCACGAAACAAACGAAACUCCGUUCCUGACAUCGAAGGAGCGACUACUACCAGGUCUUCUGACGAACCUAUUAUUCAUUCGGAGCCUCAAUCAUCAGGUGCUAUUCUUCCUACACAUACAAAUACGAAAAGCGCUAUGGGAUUAUCUUUGACCUGGAACGAGGACAGUCCUCGAGCGCGGCUUUUGGCGCCUGGCACGGUGCGCCCCAAGCAAAAGGACACGCGUAGCUCUAAGCUUUCUAAAUAUGCGGAAGCGAUGCCUUCGGUCCAGCCACCUAUGCCUUUAUUUGAGCAGGUUAAGCUCGCUUUUCAAAAUGAUACUUACAUGAUUAUGCUCUACACCAUUCUCUCCAUCAUUACGCGACUGUAUCGCAUUGGUGCAAAUGAUCAUGUGGUGUGGGAUGAAGCCCACUUUGGCAAAUUCGGAUCGUACUACAUCCGUCAUCUUUUUUACUUUGACGUGCAUCCACCGAUCGGCAAGAUCUUGGUUGCUGUUGCCGGCUGGCUUAGCGGCUUUGAUGGAAACUUCGAGUUUGAAUCAGGAGAUCAAUAUCCCAGGCAAGUGCCAUUUGUCAGUAUGCGUAUUAUCAUGUCGCUGUAUGGCAUUGCCAUGGUGCCCAUUGCGUACAUGACGGCACAGUCACUCAACUGGAACUGGCGGAGCAAACAUUUAUUUGCGAUUAUGAUUUUGCUUGACAAUGGGCUACUUACUAUCUCAAGGUUUAUUUUGCUGGAUUCUAUGCUUCUUGUGUUUACUGUGAGUACUGUCCUUGGUCUGGUUCGAUUCCAUCGUAUGCAAAAGCAGCCAUUCACUUUUUGGUGGUGGUUCUGGCUCAUGUACACGGGUGUUUCGCUUGGGUGCGUUACCGGUGUCAAACUUGUCGGCUUGUUUGUGACAGCGUUAGUUGGCUUGUACACCAUCGAAGAUUUAUGGAACAAAUUGGGUGAUCUGAAAAUGCCGGUUCGCACGUACUUGCGACACUGGUGCGCUCGUAUUACUGCCCUCAUCAUGGUACCCGUCGCUAUUUACGUCAUUGGAUUCAAGCUGCAUUUCAUGAUUCUUUACAAGAGUGGUUCUGGCGAUGCACAAAUGAGCAGUUUGUUCCAAUCUCACUUGGAGGGUAGUGAUCUUAGCAACUUCCCGCUUGAAGUCGCUUAUGGAAGCAAAGUUACACUAAAGAAUCAGGCCUAUGGUGGUGGUCUACUCCAUUCACACAUCCAAACGUACCCUGGAGGCUCAGAGGAACACCAAGUGACAUGCUAUCACCAUAAAGAUGAUAAUAACAACUUUAUCAUCACGCCGAUCUACGAAGAGCCUCAGCUCCCUUCGCCAGAUGCACAAGACACAACUCCGCCUCGCAUGCUGCGCAACGGAGAUGUUGUGCGUCUUGUGCACGAGCAACUGAACACCAACUUACGCUCACAGGCCACGCCGGGCUUCAUUUCUAAGGACAAAUAUGAAGUAUCUUCGCGUCCGAUGGAUAAGGGUCAAGAUUCCUCCGAAUACUGGGUAGUCGAAGUAUUGAAAGACGUAAAUUAUGGACCAGGAAAGGCAGGCAUGCCCAUCCGCACGCUUUCAACUACGCUUCGUUUCCGUCACCGUGAUAUGGGCUGCUAUCUUCGCUCGGGCGGCGACUCUUUGCCAGAUUGGGGUUGGAAACAACUGGAGGUGACAUGCGAUCCGCAAAACUACCCUAGAGACAUGACGACUCAUUGGAAUGUGGAAAACCAUUGGAACGAGCGUCUUCCGAUAACAAAGUCCCAUCAACGUGCACGCUCGCCAUUCUUUAAAGACUUCCUUCACUUAAAUGUUGCCAUGAUGAUCAGUAAUAAUGCUCUCGUGCCUGACCAUGACAAAUUUGACACGCUGGCAUCGGCACCGAGUGAAUGGCCCUUCUUGUACCGCGGCAUGCGUAUGAAUGGCUGGGGUGCUGAUGACCGCAAGUUCUACCUCGUGGGCAACCCUAUUAUCUGGUGGGGUAGUUCAUGCUCGCUGAUUGCUGCCGUCUUCGUACUUACCUGGUACCUUUUGCGCCGUCAGCGACGCAUUCAUGAUAUGCCCCCCGCUGCGUGGGAUGACUUCUUGUUUGGUCUCAAGGUGGGCUGGAUCGGCUGGUUCUUGCAAUACUUCCCAUUUUUGCUCAUGGGUCGCGUCACAUACCUUCAUCAUUACCUUCCUACGCUGUACUUUGCCGUGCUCGUGCUUGUGCACCUGCUCGACCACUUUUUGUGGAACGACGUAACAGCGCGCACAUCGAUGGAUUGGUCUAUCUUCUUGCGCACUGGCCGUGUCGUCAGCACCAAGCUCAAUCCAUUUGUGCAUGAUACCGCUGCUACAGUGCCUGGCAAGCCAUUAUCGCCUCAGAUCAAGAAUGUAACAUUUGCUGCCAUUGCUGCCGUUGUGACGAUGGUUUUCUUUUGGUUCAGCGGCGCAUCAUUUGGCAUGGUGGGCGAUAUCAGCACGUGGAAGUACAUGCAAUGGCGUAAGCAUUGGGAUAUCUAUAGCCAAUAA